AAUUUGGUGGCCCUGGUUUGAGACGUCAAUGGCUCGCGGUUGUUGUUCAUGUUAUUUGUAGUAGUUUUAAGAUAAUAAAAGGCAAGUGUCGCAACCGCGUAGAAGGGAUCGUUCUGCAAUUUUCGCGUCGGAAUUUCGUUGCAAUGGCUGAAAAUCGGGACGCGGUACUGGCUGACUUUCAGGCUUGCACUGGAAUCGAUGAUUUCGGGGAGGCUAUCCUAUAUUUGGAAGAGACGAAUUGGGACCUAUUGGCUGCAAUAAAUAAAGCCAUGCCCCGCGGUACGCAACAGUUACCCUCUGAAAUGGCUCCGGAUAUAGAAAUGAUAGAGGAAAUUAAAGCGACUCCACGCUCCGCCUCGUCAUCGAAGAUACAAACGCCCCAAAGUUCGAGAAAGAUAGCAAUAAAAGCGGCCGAUGCGACGAGUGCGGAGAGUGCGAAGCCAGGAACGAGUAGACCUAAGAGUUGCAUGAGGAACAGAACACUUACAUUCCACAUUAAUUACUUAGAUAAUGUUCACAAGAUAAAUCUGUCCGAGUUAUCUACUUUGAGGGAUCUUAAGCAAUUUAUAUGGCACAAAACGAGCGUGGCGCCGUGUCAGCAGCACCUGCGAGGAUGGAAGAAGGAACCCCAAGGCUUGCACACGACGCUGCAGACGCUGGACCUGCCUAGAGAAAACACGCUGUACCUGUCGUCGUUCUCGCAGGACGGCGAUCUCGCCCACGAGACCAAACCUAACGUUUCCCGUUCAAGCGUGAGCGUCUCAGGUCGCAUGACUCAGACUUACACGUUGAAUGUAAAAGACGAAGUACAUAACGAAACGUACAAGCUGAAGUUCCCCGGUACACGCACCGUGUUAGAAGUAAAGACGGACGUUUACUCGCUAACAGAUGUGCCGGUGCGAAAUCAGCAGUGGAAGGGCUGGCCUAGUUCGCUAAAGGACGAUAACGUAGUACUGGCACAGAGCGGGAUUUGUUAUCCGGAGCACGAUCUGUCGGUCGGAAUGCUUCCCGCGAAGGAGGAGAAGAAGAAGGUUGUAGAUUUAAUUGACAGCGAUAGUUCUAUAGAUGAGCCGGAGGACGCGGAGGAGUUCGAGGACGCGUCCGAACCGUUUAACGUCGAGGACGAUAUUUUCAUAGACGAUGUCAAGUCUACUAAAGUCGAACGUCUCAUGCCGGAAAACGUAGUGGAUGAGAUAAUGGGCACGCUACACUUCGCGGAACAAUUCGAGAAGCGAUACGGCCCGGCGCAUCCGGAAUUCUUCGCCGGUACGUUCGAGGACGCUUUAAAGGAAUCGUGUCUGAAACCGGCGAAAGAGAGAAAAUUAUUGGCUGUAUAUUUGCAUCACGAUAACAGCGUGUUGGCAAACGUGUUUUGCACGCAGUUACUAGGCUUCGAGACGGUGCUGCAACUUUUAUCGGCGAAUUUUAUAGUAUGGGGUUGGGACAUCACGUACGAAUCUAAUAAAGAAAGAUUUCUAUAUUCCGUAACCCAAACCCUUGGUACCGUCGGUUCACUGGCUAUAUCGGGCAUAGACGUUGACACCUUGCCGGUCCUCAUGAUCAUCAUGAGAUCUAGAUCCAACACGGAGAUAUUUACGAUCGUGCACGGCAAUGUCGGGGUCAACGAAUUACUAACAAAUUUGGUACAAGCCGUAGACAUAUUUCAGGAACAGAGACGAGCUGAUAUUGGUGUCGAGGAAGAACGACAAGCUAGAGAAAGAGUCAAACAGGAACAAGAUAGAGCGUAUCAAGAAAGUUUAGCUGCCGAUAGAGCGAAGGAGGAAGCGAAACAGAUGCAAGAGGAGCUCGAGAAGAAGCAGAAGGAGCAAGCGGAGAACGAGAGGCUAGCCGAGGAGGCGAGGAAAGAGGCCCACCGGCAGGCUGUAGAAUCUAGUUUACCACCCGAGCCGCAGCAGGGGGCGGGCGACGGUGUGAUGAAGGUGAGAGUGCGGCUUCCGGCUGGGAAAUUCCUGGAACGUAAAUUCCAACCGGACACGCCGCUCCAGACGCUCUUCAAUUUUCUCAUUGUCGAGGGCUACCCCACGGAAGAAUACAAACUGCUGUCCAGCUGGCCUCGAAGGGAUGUAAGUAGAUGAUCUAACAUCCAUGGACUCGAAGCUCACGUUGAUGGAACUAAAAUUUUGUCCGCAGGAAACGGUAAUUUUAGAGGAACGAUAAGAAGUAACUGUAAUUAAAUUCAAAUGUAGGAAUUAAGUGUCGCGAGUAUCUUUAAAAAAAAAUGUAUUUAUUUAACAACCUUUCGAAGUAGGAAAUAUUGAGUUCUGUUUAUCUUGCAAUUAUACAUUUUUACGCUGAACUUUUCUCGUACGAUAAAGUCGUAUAUACAUAUGACGAAUGUAAUUUUAUUUUAUAAAAAAGUUCUUCUCA
Molecule: messenger RNA, 2388 nt
Organism: Ooceraea biroi (clonal raider ant)
Lineage: Eukaryota; Metazoa; Arthropoda; Insecta; Hymenoptera; Formicidae
Gene: casp
Product: Fas associated factor casp
Biological process (GO): ERAD pathway
Cellular component (GO): nucleus; endoplasmic reticulum
Molecular function (GO): ubiquitin binding
Source: RefSeq, a predicted model, not a curated record